CUUUCUCCAAAUAGAACGAGGAAACGGUAGAGAAUCUUAAAAACCCUAGUAGUAGUUGCAAAGCAUCCCAUAAACCCUUUCUAAUGAACACGACCAUGCAUUCCCACAUCAAGACUAUUCUGUGGAGCGAGGACCAAAUUUCUCGCCGUGUCUCGGAGCUCGCCGCCGAAGUCUCCGCCGACUUUGCAGGUUGUUCUCUAGCGCCCAUAGUCGUCGGUGUGGCCACCGGUGCCUUCCUCUUCGUGGCAGAUCUUGUUCGCAAAAUCGAGUUCUCAGUACCCGUUGAUUUCGUCCGAGCUGAAUCCUACGGCUCAGGAACAGAGUCCAAUGGUGCACCCACCAUUUCCCUCGAUUUGAAGGUCGACAUCAACGCUCGUCACGUCAUCUUGGUUGAAGAUAUUGUAGAUACUGGUCAUACCUUAUCUAGAGUCAUUAAGCACUUGAAAUCAAAAGGAGCAUCCUCUGUUUCUGUGUGCACUUUCCUUGAUAAACCUGCAAGGAGAAAAGUAAAUGUUCAGCUCGUGGGCGAAGGAAAAUUCUACCGUGGAUUUGAGUGCCCAGACUGUUUUGUUGUUGGUUAUGGAAUGGAUUUUGCCGAACAGUAUAGAAAUUUGCCUUACAUUGGUGUUUUGAAGCCUGAACUUUACGAGUGAUCUUAUAUCUCUUAGUGAGCACUUGUAGCAAAUGGAACCUUAAGAGUUUCGGAGCUUUACAGAGUCGUUCACACCAUUAUCUUAUUUAUAAGAGAAACCUGACAGUGUACUUUUGAAAACUAGCAUUGUCGUUUAUUCUUUUUAAUGAUAAAGUUUUUUCUUUUUACUUUUUCUAUUUAAA
Vigna unguiculata (cowpea) is the source of this 834-nucleotide messenger RNA. RefSeq names its product Hypoxanthine-guanine phosphoribosyltransferase (gene HGPT). Gene Ontology annotation, molecular function: magnesium ion binding; hypoxanthine phosphoribosyltransferase activity. Gene Ontology annotation, cellular component: cytosol. The record is from RefSeq and is a predicted model, not a curated record. Gene Ontology annotation, biological process: GMP salvage; hypoxanthine metabolic process; guanine salvage. Lineage: Eukaryota; Viridiplantae; Streptophyta; Magnoliopsida; Fabales; Fabaceae.